GAUUAAGUAGCCCAUUCAUCAAAGCCCAAGAACAAAUUUAGGCUACUUCCUUUGUCUUCUCUACAUCACAGGAACGCUCUCCGAACCAACCCACCCUUGACAGGUCGAAGCUACCUUCUCUCUCUCUCUCUCUCUCUCUCUCUCGCACACUGAGAUCGACUAAUCCAGUUUUCUGCUGAUUUGAUUUCUUGAAGAAAGGGUUGGAAUCAGAUUCAGGCGUGAUGGGUUUUGUGAUUACAACCCUAAUCUUUGCUGUGGUGGGUAUAAUUGCAUCUCUUCUGGUCAGAAUCUGCUGCAGCAGAGGCGCUUCUACCAAUUUGCUUCACCUGACAUUGGUUGUCACAGCAGUAGUAUGCUGUUGGAUGAUGUGGGCAAUUGUUUACCUCGCACAGAUGAAACCACUAAUCGUUCCAAUCCUCAGUGAAGUAGAGUAAGAUUAUGUACGAUCAAUCAAUAUGUUUCUGCAUAUACUCUAGGUUACCCUUCAUUGUUUCGAACUUCAUGUGGGGUAAUGUGUACUUUUGAAAGAGAAUUUGAGUGCCACAUAUAUUUAUAUAGCUUGGUCUUUUAUAAUUGCCCUUUAAGUUGUUUAUUCAUUCUUUGGAACAAGUUGAUCCAGUGACGUUGGUCAAUCUGGGUGUCUGUAACUAAGUACUUUUAGUUUCGAUUUAAGUAAAAUAAAGACUUAUCUUGGUAAGUCCAGUUAACCUUCAUAUUAAUAAAAAGGGAUGUUGGCCGCAAA
Messenger RNA from Humulus lupulus (European hop), 742 nucleotides. RefSeq names its product V-type proton ATPase subunit e1-like. Gene Ontology annotation, molecular function: proton-transporting ATPase activity, rotational mechanism. The coding region runs from base 222 to 434 and encodes 70 amino acids. Gene Ontology annotation, cellular component: proton-transporting V-type ATPase, V0 domain. Gene Ontology annotation, biological process: proton transmembrane transport. Lineage: Eukaryota; Viridiplantae; Streptophyta; Magnoliopsida; Rosales; Cannabaceae. The record is from RefSeq and is a predicted model, not a curated record. The transcript has 4 exons.